This is a messenger RNA of Balaenoptera ricei (Rice's whale), 1599 nucleotides long. It is a transcript of the gene RIBC1, whose product is annotated as RIB43A domain with coiled-coils 1. The coding region runs from base 131 to 1315 and encodes 394 amino acids. NCBI's taxonomy places the organism in Eukaryota, Metazoa, Chordata, Mammalia, Artiodactyla, Balaenopteridae. The record is from RefSeq and is a predicted model, not a curated record. The transcript is spliced from 8 exons.
ACAGGCAUUUGGGCCCCUCCCCUCUUUCUUGUCGCACGGCAACGCAAACCGCCUCUUCACCCAACAUAGUCUUGGAAGGAGGCAGGCGGGGCCGGGAGGAGUCCGCAGCUGUUGGGAUGGGGGAACCUGUAUGAAGGAGCCGAUCCUUGCGGAGACAAGCCAGGAGUCACAGCAGGAUUAUGCCCUCCAGGGCAAGAGGAAGAGUUCAGAGACUGCCGCUAUAGCUGCUAUAGUCUUGGACCUGAUCCUAGACCCAACCUGGGAGCUUCAAAAUUGGGACUCCUUGCUGAGAAAGAUGUAUAAGGUAGACCCACCACCAGAUCCCAAGGAGGUGGCAGCCAUCGAGGCUAGAAGAAAUCAAGAAAAGGAGCAACAGAGCCUAUUCAAUGUGUGGACCAGAGGAAUGCGGGUGGAUGCUGAAGCCCUGAACAGCCAGGCGGAAGAGAAAAAGCUUCGGAAGGCAAAAAAGCAGAGCGAGGUGGCAGCUUAUGGUACCGACCAGGUGCAGUAUGAUAUGGUGGCUCAGAUGCUAGAGAAGGAACAGGCAGAACGGACACAUCGGCUGGACAAGAAAAUGCAAGAGUUUCGGAAGCAGAAGCAGCAGCUCGAGAAAAGGCGUGAACUUGACCUUUGGGAUUCAGACCCACUCUGGGGGGAGUUUCCAGCUCAUCUUGGUGACAAUGAUCCCUACUGGGGCCCAGCCAGCCUGCAGUGCUUCUCUUGGGAAGAUUUGGACAGGGCCACAUGCCUGAGAAUGCAGCAGGAGGAGUUCAUGCACAGCCUGGAGAGGCCACUGCAAGAGCAACAGCAACAGCAAGCCAGAGUUGAGGAGAACUGUGCAGAUACGCUCAGUGAACAGCUGCGCCUAGCCAUGGACUUGCGGGCCACCCAGCUGGCCAAGCUGGAGGAGUGCUGCCGCAAGGCCAUAAUGUCUGCCAAGGCCAACUCCAACAAGGCCCAGGUAGCUAAGAUGGCUAAGCAGCAGCGCCAUGAGCAUCAGCACCAAUGGAAGGCCAACUUCGUGGAGAUCCAAAACCAGAUCACAAGUGACCUACUGACUGAGAACCCCCAGGUCGCCCAAAACCCUAUGGCUCCGCACAGGGUCCUGCCCUAUUGCUGGAAGGGCAUGACUGCAGAGCAGAGAGCUGCCAUCAGGAAAGUACAGGAGGUGCAACACCAUGAAAAGGAGGCACAGCGCCAGACCGAACAAGCACUGGAUACCAAAUGGGAAAGCCAGCCUAUGUGCUUGGCCCAGGCGGCAAUGGAGCUAGAAGAGCAGGAGAGGAGCUGUGUGCUGAAUUUUGGUGGAGAGUAGGCUCCUUCGACCAGUGGCUGGCUAAGUAGCAAAAAGACCAGCAGAAUUAUCUGAAUUCAGUAAUGUACACCAAUCAACCUACAGCCCAAUAUCACUUGCAAUUCAACACCAGCAGCCGCUGAGCUCAGGAUGGUCAUCUCUCCUUCCUCCCCCAUCAAGCUCACAGAGGCUAAGAGUCAAAAGAGGAAGAUGAUGCAGACCCCCUCCACCAAUCCAUUUCCCAGUGGGAGAGCUGAGCCAGCACCCCCACCUUUGACCCUAGGUAAUAAAGUUAUUCACUAAAA